Molecule: messenger RNA, 2340 nt
Organism: Ectocarpus sp. CCAP 1310/34
Lineage: Eukaryota; Phaeophyceae; Ectocarpales; Ectocarpaceae
Source: the annotation of a GenBank genome assembly
ACCGGAAACGAGGCUGACGUGUCGCUGUACCUCGAAGCCUCGGGGCUCAUGUGGGAGAACGCCCCCGCCUUCAACGCUCUCCUCGUAUUCGCAGAGCACAGAUUCUACGGCGAGUCGCUGCCGUUCGGAGCGCCGGACAAAAGACGAGAGUUCUUGAGGCAAGCUACAGCUGGCACGCCUCAAGCUCUCGCCGACUACGCUCGUCUGGUGACGGCUCUGAAGCAAGAGUUGGGAGCGGAAGGCGCCCCCGUCGUUGCCUUCGGGGGCAGCUACGGAGGCAUGCUCGUUGACGGAGGGGCCCGCAAGCUUCGGGGCGGCGGCAGAAACGGCGGCAGUGACGGCGGCGGCGGCGGCAGCGGCAGCGCCGAGGGCGAGUCGGCGUCUUCGCAUCCGCAUCCGCAGCAGCACAAGCAGACGCAUCAACAACAGCAGCAACCGCCGCGUUUGUCGGAGGGCACUUCCGUCGCCUCCGCACUACCGCCGCCGGCCUCACCGGCAGCAUCCGAGGUGGCGCGGCGUUUGCGCGUUUGCCCCGGCCAGGAGCCCCGGGGAGACGGCGCCCUGGUGGAGCUGGCGUGGUGGGCAAGGGCGGCGUUCGACUACCUGGCGAUGGGCAACUUCCCGUACGCGACGGGUUACAUCUUGAACUCUGGCGAGGUUGAGCUGCCACCCUGGCCGCUCCGCGAGGCCUGCUCGUACCUCGCCGACCCGACGUUACAGGCCGAGGACGACGACGUGCUGCUUGGCGCUCUGGCGGACGCUAUCGGGGUCUACUACAACGCUACCGGAGAGGUGGGGUGCUUUACACCCGCCGCCGGUGCGAAUAACGCCUCCUCCGUCGACACGGACAACUGGAACUGGCAGGCGUGCACCGAGAUGUCAAUGCCGAUGUCGACCGACGGCAAGCGAGACAUGUUCUGGCGGAACGAUUGGGACCCGCUCGCGCAGGCCGCCCAGUGCAUGGAGCAGUACGGGGUGUCCCCUGGGGAGGGCUGGGGCGCGGCGGAGUACGGCGGCUACGCCUCUUGGUCGCAGGUCACAAACGUGGUGUUCAGCAACGGUCGGCUGGACCCGUGGUCGGGCAUGGGGGUCGUCGAUCAGCGGCGGGCCGGCGGCGGCGUGAAGGUGAUCAUGAUGGACCAGGCGGCGCACCACCUCGACCUCUUCUUCGAGCACCCCCUUGACCCCCAAGACGUUCUCGACGCCAGGAGGGUGGAGAUGGACUAUGUCGAACGCUGGGUGGACAUGGCGUACGGGGCGUAUUACGGUGGUGGCGGUGGCGGCGGCGACACGUCUGGUGGUGGUGCUGGUGGUGGAGACGGGUCCGGUUCAGUUGCCGCUGCUGCCAAGAACGAGCCGAGUGCCCGCGGGGAGUUGGCACCGCCGUCCUGGCUGGAUGGCUUGCCUUCGGUGGCAGCUGAUUGGUAGAUAGCUACAGCAGUUUAGCCGCUGCAAUACCUCAGCACCACUCGUUUGUAUGGGCAACUUUGUAUGGCUGCGUUGACUGCGCUCUCCUGGCUUAGUGGAGGGGGACGGAUUUGCGUGGUCCCCGGGUUUCACUCUUCUCUCCUCCCGCGGUCACGCGAGGGUACGUUGUAAAUACACGCGAUCAGGUGAACUGAUUCCUCCGGUAACACCGUUUUUCUGUCGUAUACACCACGCCGCUUCCCGAUUUUUCGGCUGUUUUCAUAGCUUUUGCGUUGUUCACUUGAUUGCUUGCGAGUUUUUUCGGGUUGUUUGUCGAUUGCGUGUUCGUUGCGCACUGCCACGACGCAGAACAGAGUGAAUCUGUAUACCGGUAGCUCCUGAAUUUGCUCCCGGCUGUGAGGGACUCCGGGGAUCGGGGCGGGCUUACGAGUUUUACGCUGUCGUUGUCGUGGAGUUGUAUUAGACAGGAAUCCGCACACAGGAGCGUUGUUUGUUCCCCCGUGGAACGUGUACACAGGGCCGUACAAUAAUGCGCUGGAGCGGUUCUGUACAAGCAUCUCGCAGGCGAUGGGCAUUGGGUUGUAGUGAAGGAAUGGGCGGGCGACUCUGUUGUCGUUGUUGGUGUCUUGACGUGAAAAACGGUGCCGAUUGGGUAGGUGGGUGGGUGGGUAAAGCCCGGACGGAAACGUUUUUUGAAUAGUAGCUUCGGCUGGGGGUGGUUCCCAAGCCCCGUCAUCUGAAUCGCGUAUUUCAUUUUUAUGCCCCCCGCGAGAGAAUUUGUACGUCGGGAAAAUGGCGACUCUGGGAAAGGACAAACAAACGCAUUCGCGUGGAAAGAGGAUACCUUCUUUGUCGACUGCUGAAAUUCGGUGUGUUUUCGACCAGGCACAGAAAAUGACCUGUGUGUGUAUG